AUGCGCCUUGAAACUACAACGAUCCACCACGGUCCGGAGGAUAUCGCCAUGUAUCCUCUUAUAUCGUCAUCACCAAUUCCAGAACAACUCGAUUGUGAAGUCACCGCUGGUGGGUCUCUGCUGCCUGAAGCCGACUUUGACAAAAUUGUGAGCAGCGAUAUUGACCUCUUCGCAAUGAUUGAUGCUCGCCCAUCAAGCACCAUCCUCAUCAUAUGCGAAGUCGAGCGAGAAAAAUGGGCCGCAAUUCUCCAAGAAUACAUCGAUAAUGGCCCUAACCCUACAGGGUGUGUUUUCCUUUUGAACGAAACUCAGUCAUCUGUAGUUAGAGGCAAUAUGUUGACGAAUACGACCUUUCAGUGGAAGCCUGAAUACCGCCAUAACCUCCCUGGAGCUGUACUUGAGAGUUACUUUCGCAGCCAAGUAAAUACCGUUGUUUGCAUUGGAAUGCUCGAGCUAACGACUGAUAUCAACAUGGCGAGCUGGCUAAGAGGUUGGAAAUGUGUGCUUCAGCCUGGUGGAAGCCUAGUUGUCGAGUUGAGUUGGGACUGCCAGGACCGUACUUGGAGGGAUGCUGCAAAGCGAUACGCUGUUAUGGCUUCUCCUCUUGGUUUCUGUCUGCAGACUGUGAAUGGCUGUGAUGUCUUCAUGGGAGGCCUUUUGCAAGACCGUGCCAGUCAAGACGAGAGGUAUCGCAUUGCAAGCACUUACCGAAGGCAGGCAUCGAGGUUAGUAGCGCGUGGUCGUCACGCCCAGCUUGUUCACGCUUCGGAAGACAAGGCCAGAAACUUUGCAAAGAAGGGAGGGCUCCAUGGGGGUGAGUUCAUCACGAAUGGCGACAAGCUGUACAGUCGAUUCGUCCAAUGCGAACCACGUGCAUGGUCGGAUUUCUAG
Messenger RNA from Bipolaris victoriae FI3, 891 nucleotides. RefSeq lists its product as hypothetical. The record is from RefSeq and is a predicted model, not a curated record. The transcript has a single exon. Bases 1 to 891 code for a protein of 296 amino acids. Lineage: Eukaryota; Fungi; Ascomycota; Dothideomycetes; Pleosporales; Pleosporaceae.